UCACCCCCUAUAUCUUCCGGUUAGACGUAGUCCUACGUCAAAAAUCAUAUUUUUUUGCAAUUCGAAACUGCCUUAGGGCCGACUAAUCUGAUAGAAAAUAGGCCUCAUACAAACUAAUGUCGUAUCCAGAUGUCGACACCAUUUCGCCGUCAACGCGAAUAGACGGUGUGUUCAAAAUUUCUCCACAAAACCAAAUGUCUUCAUAGUAAAACAAAUGUCUUCAUAAUGACAUGUCCUCGAACCUGGCAUCUUUGAUUUGACAAAAAAAAGUUUGACACCCCCAUAAAUUCUGAUUUAUUUGCUUGCAUCAAAAUCCGUCUACAUUUUGACAUUCGGUAAAGUGAGAGUCGAAAAGGUUAACCAGCAUGUAAACAGAGAGAGAUUUGUUGAAAAGAGCAGAAAUAGCCUGAACUGGAGAGAGUGGUAUCGAUUCAUUCCCAGAAGAGCGUAUCAAAACAGCGUGCACAAUUCGUAACUCUCACUUUAUCUUCAAUGAAAUGACACAUAAACAAGUGAACGUCAAAUCGGUAAAAAGGCAAAAUUACCACGUCUACCCGCGAUCGGACGACGAAUCGCUUUCGGAAAUUUUAACCACUAUUUUGUCGCGUAGAAAUAGAAUUUUCCUUCGAACAGACAUGGCCAUAUGAAGUUGAACAGUGACGAAAGGAUUUAAAUUUACAAAGUCAGCAAAAAAAGACAAAAUGCAGUCAAGCCAUUUCGCCGUGGUUUUGCUGAUGCUGGCAGUAACAUUGUGUGCCGUUUCGGCACAUGGCUGGGGUUCCGCGGACAUGGAAAUCUUUGAUCUCGUUGAGGAGGUCAACGAAAACUUCUACGAUCUGAUGAAGAUCAAUCAGAACGCAACAAGUCAGGAGAUAAAGCGAGCCUUCCGGACACUAUCGGUGGUGCUGCAUCCGGACAAGAGCGACGCUGAGGAUGCGAAUAUCAAGUUCAGGAAUCUGGUCUCAGUUUACGAAAUAUUGAAGGACUCGGGCAAGAGAGAGAUUUACGAUAAGGUUCUGAAGGAGGGUCUUCCCAAUUGGAAGUCCGCACUGUAUUACUAUCGACGGGUGCGAAAGGUUGGACUGGCCGAGGGAGCCGCUAUUUUGCUUAUCGUGGCAACGGUGAUGCAAUAUUUCAUUGCUUGGGCUGCGUAUGCAGAGAAGAAGUAUACCGCUGAACAACUUUUUGGAAGUAAGCUCAAAAAGCUGCAAAAGAAAAAUAAGACCAAUGUAGACAUCGACACGAUUCUGAGCGAAAUUCCUACGCCAAGCGUGUUCAAUACGCUACCGUUUCAAAUUCCGCUGUGUUUGUGGCGAACUGUGACUGGAACUCCGGGUGCAUUGAAGUCGGCAGUCAGCUUCUACGUUGAACAGAGAAGACUGGAAGAGGAGCGCAAACUGAAAGAAAAGGAGGAAGAGGAACUUCAGCAGAAGCUAGAGGAGGAGCGCGCUCGCGAGAAGGAGAACCGUACACUACGCAAGCGCAACAAGAAAUUCGUGGCUCCCGAGAAGACCGACGAGGAGCUGGCAGCUUACACGCAGAGUAUCAUCAAAAGCUCCGGCCAAGCGGAUGAAGCAUCCGGUCGCUCGAAACCAAAGCCCCUGGUCACCGGUGGACUCUGGACCGAGGAUGAUUUGAACGAGUUGGUGAGGCUGGUGAAAAAGUAUCCCGGGGGAACCACAGAUCGGUGGGAGAUCAUCGCGGAGAUGAUGGGCCGAUCGGUUUCGGAAGUGACCUUCAUGGCUGCCAAGAUGAAGGAUGGUGGGUAUAAGGUGGCUGGUCAAACGGAGAGCGUGGCGGAAGCGAUCGUGCAGGAUGCUGUCAAGUUGAAGGUGAAAACGAAAAAACCCGAGCAGGGGGCUGCAGCGGAAGCGAACACAAACUGGAGCCAAACCCAGCAAGCGGCAUUGGAGUCGGCAAUUCAGAAGUAUCCGAAGAGUGGUUCCUCGGAUCGGUGGCAGAAGAUUGCCAACAGUGUGCCGGGUAAGAGCAAGGAGGAAUGUAUGGCACGAUAUAAAUAUUUAGUCGAGUUAGUCAAGAAGCAGAAAGGAGAAAACAAGGAGAAGGACACUGCGGAGACGGUUGCUGCUUCCAACGGGGAGCAGCCACUUGAGGAAGAGCGAGCGGACGAAGCGAAGCCUAAUUCGAACGGGAAGCAAAAUCGGAAACAGGAGGCAGUGGAAGACCAUUCAGAAGAUCCGGAAGGUGAGGCCGGAUCAGCUGGAAAACCUGCGAGCGGAGGAAAGGCAAAGAAUAAACGACGGGAGCGCAAAAAAGUCAUCGAAUAUUAUAGCUACGAAGAUUCCGGAGAAGGUAGUGACGCUGAAGAGAUUUAGCUAAGUUCGGUGAUUGAACUUUCAACGUGUUCUAGAAAGAAGUGUGACUAAUGAUAAUAAAGAAGCACAAAAACUCA
Molecule: messenger RNA, 2413 nt
Organism: Toxorhynchites rutilus septentrionalis
Lineage: Eukaryota; Metazoa; Arthropoda; Insecta; Diptera; Culicidae
Exons: 4
Coding region: 702-2336 (544 amino acids)
Cellular component (GO): endomembrane system
Source: RefSeq, a predicted model, not a curated record